This is a messenger RNA of Micromonas commoda, 1512 nucleotides long. RefSeq lists its product with no specific name. The record is from RefSeq and is a predicted model, not a curated record. NCBI's taxonomy places the organism in Eukaryota, Viridiplantae, Chlorophyta, Mamiellophyceae, Mamiellales, Mamiellaceae. The transcript is spliced from 2 exons. The coding region runs from base 1 to 1512 and encodes 503 amino acids.
AUGGGGAACAAGAACUGCGUGCCGGAGCUCUUCGGUGGCAAGACCGACACCGCGAGCGAUGCGAACGAUCGACCGCGGGCGCCGAAGGACGCCGAGACGAUCGCGUCGCCGUCGAAGCAGGCGAUGAAGUCGUCCGCCCACCCCGAACCAUCGUCGUCGGCGCCCGCCGCCGCCGCGCAGCGAACCCGCAAACCGUCAACUCCCGGCGCGCUGAAGCGCAUGGAGAAGCGCGAGCAGCGCCGCGCGGUCACGGCGAGCCUCCCGGAGGCGUGGCGACUGCUCGAAGAACGCCAGCGCGCCGUCAUUCGCCGCGUCGCAGAGUGCGAACGCGCGGCGGGGUACGUCGGAACUAAUCGCGCCAAGAAGACGGCGUGGGACAACGCGAGGUACCAAGGUCUGGGAGGUAAGAAUUACCUGAAGGGGGGGAAGCGGGGCGGGGCGCGGCAGAAGGAGAUCGAGAACGGCGUCGUCGGGGCGGAGGAGGAAGACGGCGGCGCGAUGGUCGAGCGGGGCAACGAAGCCGUCAACGAUGGCGUCGGCGGCACAGCUGGUGGCGGAUGGUACGCUGGUAAAACCGACGAGGAGAUCGUCGCGGACACCGUGUCCUGGCUCGCGCAGGAGAUGCGGGCGAUGAUGAUCUACCGCGACUACCGCGACAUAUACGAGCGCGCGCUCGCCAUCUUAGAUAAGUGGCGACGGUCGUUUCCAAAGUCUGUCUGGAUCCGGGUGGUGAAAUCGGGGAGAAUCGCGAAGGAGCUCAACGAGUGCGCGCCCGUCAUCAAGCACGCGCUGGACCGCGUGGCGAAGAUGCCGGUGCCGGCGGACCCGGACGAGCGGGCGACGGUCAUCGACCUUUGCAGCGGGUUCGGAUACCUCGGCAUGUUUCUCUCCGAGAUGCUCGACCCGAGGAAGGUGAAGAUGAUCGCGCUGGUGGAUAAGCAGUGGCCGAUGUUCAACGCGGCUCCAAAGUCGCACCAGAUCAACUGGGACCACGUGUACGGAAUAGACGGAUGGGACCCCGAGUGGCCGAUCAAGCUUCAAACGCGCAAGGACGACAUCAAGCAGGCUGGGCAGCUUCGACAGAUCGAGAAACACGUCUUUGGAAAACACAGAGGACCGUUCAUAAUCCUCGCCGUUCACCUGUGCGGAACGUUGAGCGUCAAGGCUGUGGAGAUGUUCAACCUCCACGAGAACGCGUCGGACUUGGUCCUGAAGCCGUGCUGUCUGCCGGGAUGGAACCACACGUACACGCACGACACCUGGGAGCUCGGCGGACACUGCAUACCGGUCAAAGACGUCUGCGCCAAGGGAAAGUGGAAGGGUAACAGGUGGAUAGGUCCGCCGCGCUCGCACCUGCGCCACAAGUUCGCCACGUGGUGCGAUAACCUCUACAAGGGCAUCGACGUCGCCGAAUCCGAGAAGCGGACGGAACAGAUACUCAUCCAGGAGGAGGGCGGACACCAGAACACGUUCAUGUUCGCGGAGCGCGAGAGGUUUUCCGGCGGAAGGUGA